Molecule: messenger RNA, 747 nt
Organism: Aplysia californica (California sea hare)
Lineage: Eukaryota; Metazoa; Mollusca; Gastropoda; Aplysiida; Aplysiidae
Product: major facilitator superfamily domain-containing protein 8
Biological process (GO): transmembrane transport
Cellular component (GO): lysosomal membrane
Molecular function (GO): transmembrane transporter activity
Source: RefSeq, a predicted model, not a curated record
GGACUGUGGAUGGGUUGGUUGACCGCCUCUGGCAGUCUGGCCCGCACCAUGGGACCGAUCUAUGUCUCACAGGUCUACGACAGCUUCGGACCACAAGUCACGUUUGGCAGUUCGGGUGGAUUUAUCCUGGUCACAAUCAUAUUCUACUUGUUGAUAUUCAGACGACUAGUGCCAUUCUCUUUCAAGGACAAAUCGAUGAAACGGUUCGGGGCCAGUAGCAACCAAAACAGUGUGUGAUCGCCUCCUAUGACAAUGAUUAAUUGUUUUAAGUGAAAGUUUUACUCUAUGUCAGGGUGAUACCAGGACAAGAUAUACAGAUAUCUGUUCUUCGGGGUGAAACAAAAGAACGUGCACAUCUGCUGAUGUCUGUUUCAAGACGAUAAACUGAUUCGUGUGCUUCAGGGUCAUACCUGAACAAUAUAUCGUAAACUGAUAUAUGUGUAUCAGGGUGAUACCAAACAAUGUGCUCAACUACUUAUAUAUGUGCCAAGACAAUACAGUGAUACAUGUGCUUCUGGAUGAUACCUGGACAGUAUAUAAACUGAUAUAGUAUGUAUGCCAGAGUAACUCUGGGAAAAUAUGUACUAAUAUAAUAUGUGUAUCAGGGUGAUUCCAAAACUGAAUAUUUGUGCUGAAGUGUGAUCGAUACACUGACAUCUGUGUGUAAUGGAGAAACCAGAACAAUGUACACUGACAUAAUAGGCAAAAAAAGUAAAAAUAAAACAGUGCGCUGAUAUAUGUGCUUCA